This is a messenger RNA of Paramacrobiotus metropolitanus, 1757 nucleotides long. RefSeq lists its product as uncharacterized. Gene Ontology annotation, molecular function: UDP-glycosyltransferase activity. The coding region runs from base 118 to 1539 and encodes 473 amino acids. The transcript has a single exon. The record is from RefSeq and is a predicted model, not a curated record. NCBI's taxonomy places the organism in Eukaryota, Metazoa, Tardigrada, Eutardigrada, Parachela, Macrobiotidae.
AUUUCUCAAGAGUUAGCAGUCAGACCGCUAGCAGCACCGGUACUAUUUUCCGAACUUCAAAUAAGCGCUAGGUAUCAUUUUCUGAAUUUCAUAUAAGCACUAGAGUGCAUAUAUACCAUGGCCCAAAACACCACAAAACAUUUUCUGUUGAUUUCCAUCCCGGGAUUCGGGCACACCAUCCCGAUGGUGGGAUUGGCCCGAAAACUGACAGCGCGUAAUCACAAAGUCACCUUUGUCAUCUGCAAAGCUGCUGUGGAACAUAUUCGAAAAAAGAGUGAAAUCACACCGGAAGAUGAAAAAUCAAUCGAUCUUAUCGGACUUGAAGAUGGCAUCCCCGACUUUGAAUCGGACGACACUCUCACAAUGACGUCCAUUAUGAAGUUUAAGGAUCACGGCUUGCCGGCGCUGCAAAAACUUGUCCAAGGAAUACCAGUUGCAGGGCAACCCCCCGCGGAUGCCAAAGACCAAUAUGGCAUCACUGUGCCGGUUAACGCGUUGGUGGCCGAUAUUUUUGUGGCAGGAGCGAUAGUCGGGUGUGUUGAGCGGAAGCUUCCAUAUUAUUUUCUAAAUUGCUCAGCAAUUGGACCUUUCCGCACGAUGCUCAAUAUUACCGAACGGACACCGGUGAAGGAGUCCGAAGAAGUCGACAUGGAGAGCUUUGAUGUGGUUCCACCGGAAUCGGAAGGCCCGCAGCCGGCGAUCAGUCACAUCAUGAAAGGUCUCUGUUUGUCCAUCAACCAGUUUCUGGCUACUGCUAACGGAAUGCUGGUUAAUUCUUUCCGAGAGAUUGAGCAAAAGUUUAUUGAUGAGGUUAAGCGGGAUCCGCGAAUGAAAAAUUUGGACUUCUACUGCGUUGGGCCGUUUGUACCGGAAGAGAAAGCCGACACAAACCCCAGCCACGCGGAACUGGGUCAAAAGGUCACACGCUGGCUGGAUCGUCAAGCCGAUAAAUCGGUAGUGUAUGUGUCGUUUGGUUCUGUGGUCGUCCCUAACGAAAAUCGCAUCAUCGAGGUGGCCAAGGCGCUGCAAGCGCUGAAAAAGCCGUUCAUUUUCUCCAUCCGGCAGAAUCAACAAUCCAUUCUGCCGGGUGAUGUGCGUGUCGGUAUUGACACCCAUCUCGAUGAUCCCGAAGCACCGGGAUUAUUUUUGCAUUGGGCGCCACAAAAGCUGAUUUUGGCCCACCGAGCCACAGCGGUGUUUGUCAGCCAUUGCGGAUGGAACAGCACUAUUGAGAGUUUGUUCAGCGGAAAGCCGGUAGUUGGUUGGCCGAUUUUUGGAGAUCAAUUAGAAAAUGCCUUGUGGAUUGAACAGCUGGGGUUAGGAGAAUCGCUGAUUCGCCCAGAGCACGCUGCUAAUGAUGAAGAGAAAAAGAACAUUACCAGUGACAAGAUUGCGGCAACUGUUCUUCGUGUCGGGUACGACAACGACGCGACGCACAAGGCGGCGCUGAAGUGGAAGGAAAAAAUCAGAGCGGCUGUCGGACCGGGUGGCAGUUCUAACCGCGAGUUGCAGGACUUUGUGGAUGCCAUUGCGCAGUAAUUUCUGAAUCCAUUCUUCUUUGUACUCGUAAAGGUCAUGCAUUUGUUGUUAGCUGCAGCGCUAGCCUGCCGGCACGUGUAAUUCCUGUUCGCUCUGUACGCUUCUUAAACCCACAGUUCUUCUCUGAAUUAAUUUUUCAGUUGUACGGUGCACCAUAAAUGUACGAUGUUUGCUUCAAAAAGAGAGACUUUGUUCGAAUAAAAGAAUUUCGAGAUAAA